Staurois parvus is the source of this 1728-nucleotide messenger RNA. Lineage: Eukaryota; Metazoa; Chordata; Amphibia; Anura; Ranidae. The record is from the annotation of a GenBank genome assembly.
UUGCAGUUUCCAGGGGGUAGUGACAGCUACCUGACCAUCACUGGUUCAGGACACCCAUUCCUGACUGGGACAGAGACAUUUCAUACACCAAGCCUAGGAGAUGAGGAGUUUGAGAUACCUCCCAUAUCCUUAGAUUCUGACCCAUCCCUGGCAGUCACUGAUGUAGUUGGACACUUUGAUGAUCUUGGGGAUCCUACAGCUGUUCAAGAAGGAGCAUUUGCAGCACAGUAUGGAGUUCAGACUUUGGACAUGCCAGUGGAAAUGUCCCAUGAAGUAAUAGAACAAACUGGUGGACUGCUUGGAACCGGAUUAACCAUGGAUUUGGAUCAUCCCAUUGUCACCACGUACAGUGCCAACCCACCAGUUACCAUAGAUGUUUCAAUGACCGACAUAUCAACUGGUCUUCUGGCUCACAGUCAGCUAACAACGAUUGACCAAUCAGAGCUGAGCACCCAACUUGGUUUGAGCCUUGGUGGUGGUACUAUUUUGCCUCCAGUUCAGUCUCCUGAAGAUCACCUGUCACCUACUCCCUCACCCACAAGCUCUUUGCAUGAUGAGGACAUGGAAGAUUUUAGAAGGAUAACUGCUCCUAAGAAUGUUGUUGUGGAACAAACAAAGAAACAGAAAGCUUCUAAGAAAAGAAAGAAGAAAGAUCCUAACGAGCCUCAAAAACCUCUUUCUGCAUAUGCUCUAUUUUUUCGUGACACGCAGGCUGCCAUUAAGGGACAAAACCCUAAUGCAACAUUUGGGGAGGUGUCUAAAAUUGUGGCCUCUAUGUGGGACAGCCUAGGAGAAGAGCAGAAGCAGGUUUAUAAAAGAAAAACUGAGGCAGCUAAAAAGGAAUAUCUAAAGGCUUUGGCACUGUACAAGGAAAACCAAAUGUCACAGGUGGUUGUGGAGACUAUGGAUUUGGAUCCUCCUCCUGCUACACCAGCUAUGUUGCCCGAAUUACCGGUUUGUUCUCCCUCUGUAGCAGCUGCAGUCAGUGUACCCCAGAGUGCUUCUUCGCCUCCUGCACCUACUCCUCCACUCCCACAAGUAGUUGCUACCCAACCAAGCAUUGCUAAAAUAAUAAUUUCCAAACAGAUGCUCCAGGCGGGACAGAUCCCCACAUCUAUCGCUGUGUCUCAGGGCAUGGUGACAGUGAUUCCGGCUACUAUGGUGACUUCUCGUGGCUUACCCCUUCACCAAUUGCAGCCCAGCCCUCAGACGCGAGUCACACGAUCCGUACUACAGGCAACGAUGCAGAUGCCUCCGCGCCUACAGCCACCGCCAUUACAACAGAUGCAGCAACCACCACGUCUACAGAUGGCACCUGCUCAGCAACCAUCAAUCACUAUUCUGCAGCCUCCUCCACCUCUACAGCCAAUGCAGAAAGUGAGGCUUAGUGUGCAGCCUCCCCCAUUGCAGAUCAAGAUUAUACCACCUCCUCUGCUACCCCAACCGCAUACUGUACAAGUCCAAGCACAAGCCAUCCCAAUCAUCAGUGUACCCAGUUCACCUGAAGUUCCUGCCUCACCUGAACAUUUGGAAGUAUUAACAGAAGUUGUACAAGAGGAGUCUUCCCCGCCACAAAUGGAUGUGCAGCUAGUAAGUGGUUCUCCACCUCACAGUCCAUCUCCCCAGCUUCGGUGUGUACGCUCAGGAUGUGAGAAUCCCCCUGUGGAAAGCAAAGAUUGGGACAAUGAGUACUGUAGUAAUGAAUGUGUGGCAAAACACUGCAGGUAA